UCAAUAGAGUGACCUCCGUACCAUGACAAGUUCUCUGGCUUAAGUGUUCUGUGGUGGUGGACAUUUCUCUAUUUUAUGUCUGUGCUGGUGAGCCUUUAGAGGUUAUUUUGGAAGUGCGUAAAGAUUUCUACUAGUUCCUAUUUCUCUAGAAUGGCUGCAAAGGUAUUAAAUUCAAACGGAAAACUUGUUUUCAGCACCGGUAACAUUCUUUCAAUAAAUGAUCUAAAGAAAAAACCUGCAGCAAAUCCCAAAGAAGAGCUAAUUGAUGUGAUAAAUUAUACUCUCAAAGAAUAUGUUGAAAAGGGAAACACGGUGGAUGGUCAAUUGAAUCACCCAAUACUUAUUUCAAGAGACAGUGACUUGUAUGCUAAAAUAGAAGAAAAUGGGGUGGAAGAUUUGAAGAUAGGCUUUAAAGUGUUUCUGAGCAGUGAUAAUGAAGCACUGUUAAAGGAUGCCAUUGAGAAUGCUCUUAAACAACAGCUUAAAGUUGAUCAAGUGGACAAUAUUAUCGUUGCAUUUAAUGGUAAGCAAUCUGAAGCAAAGAAAGAUUGCCUCAAUGAAAUUAAAUCAGUAUGGAAAUCUUUGGAAAAAUAUGUAGACAACCACGUCGUUAAGGAGCUUGGCAUUGCGGAUAUUGAUGAAUCUGCAUUCAGAGCUCUUUAUGAGUGGGCAGUAGUAAAGCCAAAAAUUAUUCAAAUCAAUCUUGCCACUUGUUGUAUUGUUCCUCCCACAUUACAGCAAUUCUGUAAAGACAACGACAUUAAACUGCUUACUCAUAGUGAUUCCAGUGAGAUCCUGUCUAGAUCUACAAUCCAGGAAAUUUUUAACAGGGCAAUGGACUUGGAGUGGGCUGUUCGUUUUACAAUUCACAUCAAGUGCCGAGGAGUGCUAACAACCAAGGGUUAUGUACUUUGUUUUAACCAAAUCAGUUAAUUUAAGCUCAGACAUCAAGCUGCAACAAUAUUGAAUGUAGAUUUUGAAAUUCAUCAAAACAUAAAUGCAAAAAAAAACUUGAUUUUAACAGGAGGCGGUUACGCUGGGGUGUAGGGAACAAACAUUGGUUGGAAUUAUGACUUGAGAUCAAAAUAGAAAUGGACAAUGAUUUUUGUGUUAUGCUAUCUGGCAGAUAACGAAAACUAACCCUGCAAUGGAACUAUAUAUAUAACGACUUUUUAUAUUUUUACUUCCCGGGUACUUAAACGACAUUUGCACAGUUUUUUUAACCAACUUUAAAGGGCUUUCAAGUUAUAUGAACAAUAGGACUUACAUUUUACUAAAAUAUUUUGCAUUAAGUUAGAAACAAUCUGUACACUGAAUUGUACAAUCCUAGGUGCUUGCUCCCUUCAAGUAUGGGCAUUUAAAACAUAGAUGGCUUUCUGGUGCUGAUAAUUUGGUAUAGAUGCGCCUCUUUUCCAUAACAAUAAUUGAGGAGUUUAUUUUAAAACUAGGAUAUGUAUAAAAUCAUCAAGUAAAUAUCUGUUACAAAACUGUGUCGUUUUGAACGUGGAUUUCAAACCUUCAUUAUCUAAAAAGUUUUAUGGCAGAAAUUUCGGUUAUAAAGACUAGUUGUUAUAAAGGUUGUUAUUUGAACACAUGACAAUAGCUAACCUUUCAGGCAAAGAAAGUUAAAAGUGCAAUAGAAUUUGGAUGUGGUGGUCAAAGAAAAUACCAAUAUAUUAAAUAGCAAAACUGUUGUAUUGCCAACAUCAGAGUAAACAAUCACAAAUUUCACAAAAUAUCAUUUAUAAAAUAAUCAAAAACACGUUGCCUGUUAAGUUUGACACAAUUAGCGACCGCUAAUCCUGCACAGUGUUUAUCAAAAUAGCGAUUUAUGUUAUUUUAUUGAAAAUGAUGAAAAAUUAGUACUCUUACGAGUUGUAUAAAAAAAGCAGUCUGUAAUAAUAAAAUGUUCAGGUUAAAACAUAAUUUAAUUGCCACCAUGGUAAGCAUUAGCUUGAAAAAAAAACUUAAAUUAUCAGAUAGGUACAUUAUAUUUUCCCAAACUUACAUACAAAUAAUUGUUUUAUUCAAAAUCACAUCAUGUCAUUUUUAACAACAAGGAAACAAAAAAUAUGUGUAUUAUAUUUGUAGUGGUGGGAUAAUA
Cylas formicarius (sweet potato weevil) is the source of this 2104-nucleotide messenger RNA. It is a transcript of the gene Gclm, whose product is annotated as glutamate--cysteine ligase regulatory subunit. Lineage: Eukaryota; Metazoa; Arthropoda; Insecta; Coleoptera; Brentidae. Gene Ontology annotation, cellular component: glutamate-cysteine ligase complex. The record is from RefSeq and is a predicted model, not a curated record. The transcript has 5 exons. Gene Ontology annotation, molecular function: glutamate-cysteine ligase catalytic subunit binding; enzyme regulator activity. Gene Ontology annotation, biological process: glutathione biosynthetic process. The coding region runs from base 151 to 933 and encodes 260 amino acids.